Molecule: messenger RNA, 1457 nt
Organism: Diachasmimorpha longicaudata
Lineage: Eukaryota; Metazoa; Arthropoda; Insecta; Hymenoptera; Braconidae
Product: solute carrier family 66 member 2
Exons: 4
Coding region: 396-1124 (242 amino acids)
Biological process (GO): phospholipid translocation; retrograde transport, endosome to Golgi
Cellular component (GO): trans-Golgi network; endosome
Source: RefSeq, a predicted model, not a curated record
GGGUGUCAUUCCAGACCGAUAAUUGGACGCAAUGGCGUUAGAAGGGAGUCGAGACUACGACACUCCGUCGAUGUGGCCCCUGCGCCCUAAUUCAAUUAUCGCUAUUAGUGAAUAGAAAUGUGAUUAGACAACCGAAACGUUCCAUAAAGAAUGUAGAUUAUCUCGUUUAAUCUAUUUUAUUCCGCGUGGCAUCUAAGUGAAGUCACCUUUGUGCAUAUCAGUUAUUGUUGGUGAUGGCAAUAGAAAAACAGACUGAGUCAUAGUGAUCACGUUUAUGUAAUUCAACACGCGUCAUACCAUAACUCGGAGGUAGCAGUGAUCCUAGUCAGUCCUUAUCGUCAGUUAUGUCCUGACAGUCGUGUUGUGAAGGUGCAUUGUCGAUCUUACUGUGCAGAAUGGCAGACUCGGAGAUGACGGUCAGCAAGGCCCUUGGCUUAAUUGCCUCCGGGGCUAUGAUUUUUGGUGGUAUUGUGCCAUAUAUUCCUCAGUACAGGGAAAUCAGGAGAAAGGACGACGCAGAGGGAUUUUCACUUUAUGUGUGUUUGGCUUUGCUCAUCGCUAACACUUUGAGGAUCAUUUUUUGGUUCGGCAAGCGCUUCGAGUUACCUCUCCUCCUUCAGAGUAUCCUCAUGAACAUUACAAUGCUGGUGAUGAUAAGGCUGUGCGUAACAGUUCGCCAUAAAAAUCAAUUGGUCAAAGCUAAGGAGCGAACAUUUACAGAUUUGGACAUUAAAUACUUUUGGAAAUGGACAGACUUCCAGUCGUAUAUGGAUUUCAUACUACUGUUUGGAGUAGCUGGUGGAUUUCUCAUGUAUUUAUUCGCUGAUUAUCCGAUAUUUGUGGAGAGUGUAGGCCUCCUCGCCGUACUGACUGAAGCCAUGCUGGGUGUACCUCAAUUUUUACGUAAUCUCCAUAACAAAUCUACCGAAGGAAUGAGCAUAGCUAUGGUGACAAUGUGGACAGUUGGUGAUACUUUCAAGACUUGCUAUUUUGUUCAGAGAGAAGCACCUAUACAAUUCAGUAUUUGUGGAGUUCUGCAGGUGUUGGUUGACACGGCAAUUCUUCUCCAAGUCUAUCUAUACCAAGUUAAUAUUCCAUCUCGACCGGAUUUACGGACUGACUAGUAGUUUUAGACAAAAAUAUCAAACUUUUAUGGCCAUAUUAAUAAUCCAAAGUAAUUCAGUAUCUUCCUCUCUAUUCCAUAUCGGAAUGCAGCAAUUUUUAUAGUCUUUUUUUUGUGUAUUGUGAUUUCGUAAUUGUAAGAGUUCUGAGUCUUCAUGAAUUCAAAGUGCUAUAAUGUUACCAGAAUAGUGAUGUACUGAUUAUAAAUUAUUGUAUCGUAGCAAUUAGAUGAAUUUUUCUUUGUAAGAAAAUACAAAUAUCAUUGCUGAUGGUCUGACGUAAUACCAAGUAUUCACGGUGUGAAUAUGCUCUUAAUAAAAUAUUUUCAUAACAUA